Oryzias melastigma (Indian medaka) is the source of this 3617-nucleotide messenger RNA. RefSeq names its product staphylococcal nuclease and tudor domain containing 1 (gene snd1). The transcript is spliced from 24 exons. The record is from RefSeq and is a predicted model, not a curated record. NCBI's taxonomy places the organism in Eukaryota, Metazoa, Chordata, Actinopteri, Beloniformes, Adrianichthyidae. Gene Ontology annotation, cellular component: RISC complex; nucleus; cytosol. Gene Ontology annotation, biological process: regulatory ncRNA-mediated gene silencing; mRNA catabolic process. The coding region runs from base 175 to 2910 and encodes 911 amino acids. Gene Ontology annotation, molecular function: nuclease activity; RNA binding.
GAACCGGAAGUACUAUUUGAAGAGUGUGUAUGAAUGACAAAGUGUAUUUCCGGUGUAACGUGUGUGUUGAUCAGCCUUUUUCUUUUGGCUUUCAGUAGAACAGUCACUCACUUAAGAGUCCCCGUUCCCUUGCCUGAUUUUCCUUCUAAGGUGUAACAUCUGAAACCAGCGGACAUGGCAUCUGUUUCGGCUCCAGCUCAAGCAGCUCAGGUUUCCUCAGCUCCUUUGCAAAGGGGAAUAGUAAAAAUGGUCCUGUCAGGUUGUGCCAUCAUUGUUCGGGGUCAGCCUCGAGGCGGCCCGCCCCCAGAACGCCAGAUCAACCUCAGCAACAUUCGAGCCGGAGCGCUAGCACGGCGAGCAGCACAGGGCCAACCCGACAUCAAGGACACCCCUGAUGAGCCAUGGGCCUUCCAAGCCCGAGAGUUCCUGAGAAAAAAGCUCAUCGGGAAAGAAGUGUGCUUCAACGUGGAAAUCAAGACCGCCAUCGGCCGCGAGUACGGCAUGGUUUACCUGGGAAAAGACACAACAGGCGAGAACAUUGCAGAGUCCUUGGUGAACGAAGGUCUCGCCACAGUCCGAAGGGAAGGAAUCAGAGGGAACAAUCCUGAACAGGCCCGACUCUGUGAGCUGGAGGACCAGGCCAAGGCUUCCAAGAAAGGCUUGUGGAGCGAGGGAGGAGGCACACAGACCAUCCGGGACCUCAAGUACACCAUCGAGAAUCCCCGCAAUUUUGUCGACUCUUUGCAUCAGAAACCCAUCAAUGCCAUCAUAGAGCACGUUCGUGACGGCAGCGUUGUCCGUGCCUUGCUGCUUCCUGACUACUAUCUGGUCACCGUCAUGCUGUCUGGUGUCAAGUGUCCGACGUUCAAGAGGGAAGCAGAUGGGACGGAAACACCCGAGCCGUUUGCAGCAGAAGCCAAAUUCUUCACUGAAUCGCGACUCCUGCAGCGGGACGUGCAGAUCAUUCUGGAGAGCUGCCCCAACCAGAUCAUCCUGGGCACCAUCCUCCACCCGAAUGGAAACAUCACAGAGCUCCUGCUGAAGGAAGGCUUUGCCCGCUGUGUGGACUGGUCCAUGGCUGUUUACACCCAGGGAGCUGAGAAACUCAGAGCUGCUGAGCGAUCUGCUAAAGAGCGCAAGAUUCGCAUCUGGAAGGACUACGUGGCUCCCACGGCCAACCUGGACCAGAAAGACCGGCAGUUUGUAGCCAAGGUGAUGCAAGUGGUCAACGCUGACGCCAUGCUCGUCAAACUCAACUCCGGAGAACACAAAACCAUCCACCUGUCCAGCAUUCGACCCCCCAGGAAUGAAGGAGAGGAGAAAAACAAGGACAAAGACAAGCGAUUCCGUCCUCUCUAUGACAUCCCCUACAUGUUUGAGGCCCGUGAAUUCCUCCGGAAGAAGCUCAUCGGUAAAAAGGUUAAUGUGACGGUCGACUACAUCAGAGCAGCUACAGGUCCAGGAGAAAGCACGCCCGCCUUCCCAGAACGCACCUGUGCCACAGUCACAAUCGGUGGCAUAAACAUAGCAGAAGCCCUGGUCAGCAAAGGCCUCGCCACAGUCAUCAGAUACAGACAGGAUGACGACCAGCGCUCCUCCCACUACGAUGAGCUGCUCGCCGCAGAGGCUCGGGCCAUCAAGAACGGGAAAGGGUUGCACAGCAAGAAGGAGGUACCCAUCCACAGAGUGGCUGACAUCUCUGGGGAAACGCAAAAAGCCAAGCAGUUCCUGCCCUUCCUGCAGAGGGCAGGCCGCUCGGAAGCAGUGGUGGAACACGUCUUCAGCGGCUCCCGUCUAAAGUUGUACAUGCCCAAAGAAACCUGCCUCAUCACAUUCCUCCUGGCUGGCAUCGAGUGUCCGCGUAGUGCCCGGAAUAUCCCCGGGGGGAUGCAGGUGGCCGAACCCUUCAGCGACGAAGCCACGCGGUUUACCAAAGAGCUGGUGCUGCAGAGAGAGGUGGAGGUUGAAGUGGAGAGCAUGGACAAAGCCGGGAACUUCAUUGGCUGGCUGCACAUCGAGGGCUUAAAUCUGUCUGUGGCGCUGGUGGAAAAUGCUCUGUCCAAGGUCCACUUCACAGCAGAGCGCAGCCCCUACUACAAAACUCUGGUCUCUGCAGAAGAACAAUGCCGGAAGAGGAAAGAAAAGAUCUGGGCGAACUACGAGGAAAAACCCGUGGAGGAAGUCGUGCAUCUCUCAGAGGAGAAGGAACGCGUGCCCAACUACAGACCAGUGUUUGUCACUGAAAUCUCAGACAACCUUCACUUUUACGCCCAGGAUGUAGAAACAGGAGCCCAGCUGGAGACCCUGAUGGAGACCAUGAGAGCAGAGAUCGCCGCUCAUCCACCUGUGGAAGGAUCUUAUGCUCCACGCAGAGGAGACUACUGCUUAGCCAAGUUUGCAGAUGGAGAAUGGUACAGAGCCAGAGUGGAAAAAGUUGAGUCACCAGCGAAGGUUCACGUCUUCUACAUCGAUUAUGGCAACAGAGAAGUCGUGCCAUCCACCCGUCUGGCCGCCAUGCCUCCUGCCUUCAGCACCAGGACCCUGCCAGCCCAGGCCACCGAGUAUACCUUCGCCUUCAUCCAGGUCCCACAGGACGAGGACGCUCGUGCAGAUGUGGUGGACUGCAUCGUGCGGGACAUCCAGAACAGCCAGUGCCUGAUGAACGUGGAGUAUUCGGGCGCCAGCUGCCCGCACGUCACAAUACAGUUUGGGGACACCAAGGAUGACGUGGGCCUGGGCUUGGUCAAGGAGGGCCUGGUCAUGGUGGACGUCCGCAAGGAGAAACACCUGCAGAAGAUGGUGACGGAGUACCUGAACAGUCAAGAAUCUGCCAAGAGUGCCAGGCUCAACAUUUGGCGCUACGGAGACUUCCGCGCCGACGACGCAGACGAGUUCGGCUACAGACGCUAAAGAGAAAACCACACCCACCAUCCAGUCAGAACACCAUUCCAAAGAUGGACGGCAACGACGUGUCGAGGAGAAGAUGAACGACAAGCAUUGACUCACGCCUCCUUUCCCCGUUUCAUCCCUCCGGUCGCGUUUAUUUCCCCCCUCGCUAGAGCAUGCACGACAACAAUUAUGAACUCUUUCCAUUCGUCCUUUACCUGCUAAUCACUACAGCCCGUCUUCUUCCGUUCUCUGUUUCCUGAAAGGGACCGGAUGUCCAAAAAAACAACGAAAAAACAAAUGCUUCCCUUAUGAGUUCCUUGUAAAUGUGAGGAUAUGUUGAAAGCUGUAAAAUUGUUUUAUUUUAGAGGAAAACAAAGUAAGAGGUGAGCUUAAUUUGUCUCUGUUGUAUAUCUGUGUACAAAAAAACAAACAUUUGCAGGUGUUUUCUCUCUUUUUUUUGUGGGGAGUGUUUUGUCGUUUAUUCGCUGUCACACUUUUAUGACCAGUAACUAUGGAUGGAUGCCUUCAUGUGGCAUUUUCUCAUCUUUUUCUUCUGUAAAGUUUACAUUCUAAUAAUGAGCGUAAUGACGCCGUCUCCGGCAGCCUCUUCUCUUCAUGUCUCUGUAUGCCAUAGCAGAUGCAGUGUUUGAAUAUGUUUCCACGUAUAAUGGACCUUUGCAUUCUAUUAAAAAUCAGCUAAAUCAAUAAAAAAAACAAGCAAACUUAAA